UUUUUAAUGACAUCUUUAUAAGGAACUCGAUUUACGAAAAAAAAAAUACCUACUUAGUUGCAAAUAUGUAACACUGUGUUUUAAAAUUAUCUAAUAAUAACACAUACUUAUAACUGACGAACUAAUAGCAAUACGUGAGUUAUGAUAAAGAUGGACACGAUAAAUUCAAAUGAUAACCCCAAAGAAGCUGCGGUUACAGUGAAAAACGCGUUCAAGAGAUACAGUGACUCGAAUGUUGUGUUAAAUGGAUUAAAUAUGACUGUAAAAGAAGGAACCAUAUAUGGUUUACUGGGACCUAGUGGUUGUGGUAAAACUACCCUUUUACAUUGCAUACUUGGUAAAAAUGAACUAGAUGGUGGUAUGAUCAAAGUUAAAGCAAAGACAAAUGCUGAUAUUGGAUAUAUGCCCCAAGAAAUAUCUCUGUACAAUGAAUUAACUAUCGAAGAAACGCUGACUUUUUAUGGAAGACUUUUUGGCCUGAGUGAUAGAGAAAUUGAAAAAAGAACAGAUGAAUUACUAGUAUUCUUAGAUUUGCCGUCGAAAACCAGAUUAGUUGGUGGAUUAAGUGGUGGACAGUGUCGAAGAGUCUCCUUUGCUGUUGCUUUGGUACACAACCCUCAGUUGCUGAUACUGGACGAGCCUACUGUUGGUGUCGAUCCCGUGCUUUGUGUGAGCAUAUGGGAUAAACUUCUACUUAUGGUUCAGAUGGAAAAUAAAACCGUGAUCGUUACUACUCAUUAUAUCGAGGAAACUCGUCGAGCUCAUACUAUCGGUUUAAUGAGAAAUGGAAAGUUACUAGCUGAAAAUUCGCCCACUGAAUUAAUGACAUUGUACAAUUCAUCGACUUUAGAAGACGUAUUCUUACAGCUAUGCGAAAGACAACAUUCAACUUCUGCUGUUAAUCAAUCGAAUAAUAAUCAGGAAAUUCGAGGACGUUUCAAUUCAAUGUCAAAAAACAAAUCACAAGUGCCUUUAAAACAAACCCCGAGUUGUUCUUGGAAUAUAAUAUUCGCUCUGUUGACAAAAAAUUACUACUGGAUGAAAAGAAAUUCAACUAUCAUCUUAUAUGUAUUCUUGGUGCCAUUUGUGGACUGCAUGAUUUACUCGAUGUGCAUUGGGAAUGACCCAACCGAGCUCAAAUUAGCCGUAGUAAAUGAAGAAUUUCCAGGAAUAUCGAACUGCGAUUCGUUGCAAUUGGAUGGAUGUAAUUUUUCAAUACCAUUCAGCUGCAGAUACAUUAAAAAACUGCAACAAAAAACAUACGAAAUGGUUGAAUAUUACGACAUUGAUUCGGGUAAAAAUGCAGUAAAAAAAAAUAAAGCUUGGGGUUUGGUACAUUUUCCAAAAAAUUAUACCGCUUCGAUGAAUGAACGAAUCACAUUAAGAGAAAAGGCUGACGAUGCAUCGUUAACAUUUAGCGAAGUUCAAAUUUGGCUCGAUAUGUCGAACCAGUACAUCGGUAAUCUACUCAGAAGAGAUACAUUGAAAGAAUGCUUCGAAUACCUCCGGGAAUUAUUUUCCGAAUGUGAAUGGCCACCUCAUUUGGCUGAGCUACCGAUCAAAAUAGAAGAUGCGGUUUAUGGAAGCAAUAACCCUAAAUUUAGACAUUCUACAUCGUCAUCUGUUAUAUCAUUAUUUCAUUUCCAUUUACCAAUGCUCUUCACUGCUGGAGCUGUUCUAAUGGAAAAAAUGAGCGGUUCGUUGAGCAGAUCUUUAAUUUCAGGAGUGACAAUGUUGGAAAUAGCGAUUUCACUUAUAAUCAUUCAAUUCGUGAUACUGUGCAUACAAUGCACCACCAUGGUGUUGACGCUAUUCGUUUUGUAUGACAAUCCUCUGCUAGUGGGAAAUUUACUAUGGAUAGCGAUACUUCUGUUAUCAACUGGUGUUAGCGCCUUUUUUUAUGGUUUUCUAGUAGCAGUGAUGAGUAAUUCGCAUAUAACAGCUACUUACAUAUGUGUAGGAAGUACAUUUGGAUUUUUCACUAUGUGUGGAGUGUUGUGGCCUUUGGAGGGAAUGCAUUGGAUUUUAAAACCUUUCAGUUACAUUUUACCAAUUACCAGGUGUGCAGAAGCUUUUCGAGCUUUAUCAGUAAAAGAUUACCCAUUAAGUAAUCCAAUAGUGUAUCAAGGAUUUUUUUCAAGCAUUCUUUGGAGUUGUUUUUUUGUUUCGAUAACCACAAUCAUCCUGAAGAAAAAUAAAGGAUUGGGAAAUAAUUAAAAUAAUGAUAUGUAAAUAAUAAAAUAAAGCAUUUUGACGUAAAA
Messenger RNA from Planococcus citri (citrus mealybug), 2261 nucleotides. Its product is annotated as ABC transporter G family member 23-like. Bases 142 to 2217 code for a protein of 691 amino acids. Gene Ontology annotation, molecular function: ATP hydrolysis activity; ATP binding; ABC-type transporter activity. The transcript is spliced from 15 exons. Lineage: Eukaryota; Metazoa; Arthropoda; Insecta; Hemiptera; Pseudococcidae. Gene Ontology annotation, cellular component: membrane. The record is from RefSeq and is a predicted model, not a curated record.